AUACCAUAGCUAUCUACGUCGUUCGUCAACGUCGAACGAAUUGAACAACAGAACACCUCCAAAACACGAAAGUUUGCAAGGCUCUGUCUGCUCUCUGCCAAGAUUGAAUGAUCAUCAAGAGAUUUAAGACAUGUGAGAGAGGAACUUUGUGUGUGUGUGUAACCAGGAGACGAUGAGAUGGAGAGGUCUUACGAUGAAGACAUCACAGAGAACCGCUUCUUUACAACUCUUCAGAAUAAACACAAGCAUUUGUAUCAACAAGCAACUCAACAGAGAUUUAUGAUAUGUGUCCCAAGAACUGGUGUAUUUACCAGGAUAUCAUUAAGCCAGAAUGACUUUGAAAAUCACAUCUUAAGACAAGAAGAUGAACAACUCAGCAUCUAUGAAACGCUCAAUAAAAAGAAAGCAAAAGUAACUGGCAUAGCUAUUACAACUGGAGAGGGAUUUAAAGAGUCUAGAUCUGUUCACAUCUUGUUUGACGAGACAUUUUACAAUGCCAACGAGGAGAGCUUUAGAGUGCUCUGUAUUGACAGACUGCUGGAAGGAGGAACAAAUAACAUUGAAGAUCCAGUGCUCACCUGCCUCGAGACCUAUGAAGAUUGCUGUGAAUUUCUUUGGGGGAACAAACACAGCAAGACAUCGCAGAAGAAAGUAGACGACCUCAUGGAGCACUUCUGCAGCACAUCCCAGAAAGCCGAUACCCUGAGACAGAUCAUAGAUGCUACCAGUACACUCUUCACCAAAUGCAUCCAGAUCGCUCUUAAAGAUGUGGUCCUGCGUACAAUGCAGAAGAAUGCAGGCCACAUGGAUAACCUUAAGAUCGCCAUGGAAACCUACAUCAUGAAUGGAAUUUACACCAAGGUUUUCAAGGCUGUCAGUCAGUUCUAUGCAGUAGAGGAUGCCAAUCUGAACAAGAUAACCCGGAACCUGUCUGAGCUACAGGUGAAGGAUGUCGGUGUGAGGUUAGAGUUCACCACGAAUGUUCCAAGGGCUCGCAGAGAGAUGUCGACCAUUAAUAAGUUCAGCACCCCACUCUGCAAGAUGCAAUGUCUGAGGAAAACGGUUCUUGCUAUAACACAGCAGGGAUUCAGAGGAAAGAUCAACGAUAGUGCUCGGGCGAUGUCUUCAGAUGACCUCCUGCCUCUACUCGUCUUCUUAGUGGUCAAAUCAGACAUCCCAAACUGGCUUGCUAACCUUUCCUACAUGCAGAACUUCUGUCUCUCAAAUUUUGCAGGUGGAGAAUUUGGAUUCUACAUGGCAUCGAUCGAAGCAGCAGUAGAGCAUGUGAAGUCCGGUGCCAUGAGUAACUCCACCCCGGCCACACCCAUCUCCAUAGACCAUUCUCGCUUCUCCUUGCCCCCGUCCUCCCCCUCCAAGUCUGGCUCUGAGCCUCUGUGGCAGAAGAUAGACGCCUCUGACCAUGAGAAUACUCCAGCUGUAGAUAUCUUAUUCCAGCGAGUGAUGGAGGGAAACAAGAAUGAAGUUGAAGCUAUGUUAGAAGCGAGCAGUACAGAUUACAGUUGGCUUAUCAGCAAGAUGUGUCAUCCACUAUGUUCUUGUGACAGCUGUGAACAGAUCCUUGCAAGUAAGCGAAACGACCCAAGAGCAGUUUCAGCAUCAUCGAGAGACAACAGGGGUUGCACUCCUAUGCAUGCGGCAGCUGCUUAUGGUCACCCUGAAGUGAUCAGUACCUUGAUGAGACGAGGUGGUGAAGUGAACGUAACGGAUUACCAUGGAUCAACACCGUUACAUCUAGGCUGUCAGAGAGGGCAUCAAGAUGUCACAUUACUACUGCUUGCUAAAGGAUCUCUUGUUAGUAUAGAAGACAACGAUGGCAAUAGACCAUUGCAUCUAUGCUGUGCUAAUGGGCAUGAAGAGUGUGUGAAAGCAUUGCUCUACUCUACCAGACCCUCCCAGAGAGUGUCUAUCAACGCAACCAAUACCAGAGGAGACACAGCACUGCAUCUAGCAUCCAGAUGGGGAUAUGCCAACAUCGUAUCACUCCUGAUAGACCAUGGUGCAUCCGUGGAAGCAAGGAAUAGAAGACAGGAAACGGCUCUCAUGUGCUCUCAUAAUAUCAACAUCUCACGGACCAUUCUAUUCAGUACGCAGGAUGAGAGCGACCAGGGAUCAAUGUCAUCAUAUGCAACCAGUCCUCCUAUAGCAAGCAUCCUAUCGACGUUAGGAGACGAAGACAACCAGGUGACCCCUAUCAAGGUCUCCAUCACAAAACUCACUAAGAAACUACAACCUGCCCAGAAAGAGGUUGAGAAGUUGCUUCGCAGUGUUGCCGACGGUGACAUCCUCAUGAUGAAGCAUCAUCUCGGUUGGCUUAGUGAUGACGACUAUGAUGACGAUGAUGAUGAAGAUAAUGACCAUAUCCCAUUAGAUUCUAAGUUGUGUCAUCCUCUAUGUCAGUGUUCUAAAUGUGCAAUGCUACAAAAACGUACCACAGUCAGUGCCAGUGGACUGAGCGUGAACUCACGCAACCAAGAAGGCUACACAGCUCUCCACGUGGCUGCCCUACACGGCCAUGAGGCCUUGGUGGACGUGUUGCUCCGUCGAGGGGCGAGUGUUAAUCAGAAGAACGGCAGCAGUCAGCAGUGUACACCCCUUCAUCUAGCUUGCCAGUGCAACCAUCCAAAGAUUGUAUCCAAACUCCUGCAGCAUGCGGCUAAGUGCAAUAUAAAGGAUGUGAGAGGGAACACCCCUCUCCAUUACUGCUGUCUCAACGGGCAUCUCGGACCAGCUGAGGCCCUCCUACAGCAUGGUGCAAACGUAAACCAAACCAACCAGAGGGGUAACACGCCCCUCCAUGAGGCAGCGAGGUUCAACUUUACACCCCUGGUCAAGUUAUUACUGGACAGUGGUCAGGCUAACCCUCAUUGCAGGAACAAAGCUCAACAGAUACCUCUGAGACUCACCCAGAAACGCAGUGACAUUGCCAGGAUGUUGAAAGCAGCCAUGAGACGAGACGAUGACCUAGAGUCUGUGACGUCGACGGAGACCAACACAUCAUCUGGUUCCUCCCAGACUGAUCCCCUAGAAUCUAUCCGGGAAACGGGACAAUUCUCUAACAACUCCGCUCCACCACCCCCUCUAACUCCUCCUCCUAGACCUCUCAAUAAUGAACAUGUACUACCGAGACCGCUCAGUGUCCACGACCUCUUCAACUAUUUCUGCGACACGGACCGGACCACCAUGCGUGCCUUAAACCAGUCCAUCAGGGAGUUUGAGCCCGCCCGUCAACUCAGACAUGUCGAGAUUGAAGACAAGCACCAGGAGAAUUGGAACCUCUAUCUAAAACAACAGCUUGAAAUCCAGCACUUUGAUCGAAGGAAGCUGAGACGAGCAAAGACUCAGGAUAAGAGUGGAUCAUUCUUCAAUAUGAUCAAAGAAGAACUUAGCAAUACUUCUCAUAUUGAGAACACAGACACGGACAGCGACUCGGAUCAUGUGAUGCCUGAAGCUCAAGAAGAUGACCAAGACCCAGGUUACCAUGGCAACUCGGUAGAGAGGAGAGGUGAUGGAACACCUACUGAAUUAGAUACAAUAGACAGGAACGGUGAUGGAUUACAUGGUGUCGUAGAUGCAAGUAAUAUUUCAAAGAGGUCUUCACAAUCCGAGGAUGUAGGUGCAUGUUUGGGAGAAGGAGGUCAUGAUGAAACCAAGGUACAUAAUCAAAUUAGUGAUUUAGAGGAAGAAAAUAAUAGUGCAUUGAUAUCUGAGACACUCUCCUCCGAUACCAACUCUGCCGUACCAUGGUCGGACGCUGAACACCGAAAGCUAGAAAACCAAAGUCAAAGCAACAAUUCAAACAGCAAUAGUGAAUCCAUAGGCACAUCCGUGACUCAAGAAGACAAUGUAUCAUCUAAUGGAGCAGUCUCUGUGAGUGCAAACACCCUCGAUUGUGGGUGUGUUCAGACUCGUGAUAGCCAUGAAGAUAACCAACGUGGAAGAGGAACUGUUCACGAUGAUGAUGCGUAUCAUAGCAACCAGGAUCGAGGGAGAGAGCAUCCUGGCGUAGGGUGUUUCAAGACGCCUCUGUCGGCGGACUCUGCCAUUAACAGAGUUUGCCAAGAUGAAGAAUAGUUGGGGUUUCCCCUCUUUUCGUACAUGUAUUUUCUUAUUUCAUAAAAGUAUUGGAAGUAUUUCCUGAUAGAGUAUCAUUGGAUUUCAAGUCAAUGUUACUGCUUUCUAGUCUAAUGUAUACCUCAUUGCAUGCUGCAGACUAUCGACCAUGGAUAGAAUUCUUUACUUUGUUUAUCAUAGCUUGAUUGAUUAUGAGGUGUAGAUUCAAGUGUACUUAUUCCUUCUAUUGAUGUUUGACGUAUUAUAUUAUACACCCAUAGACUUAUUCCCAUCCCCUCUCCCAUCCCUUCUCCCAUCCCCUCCCCCAUCCCCUCUCCCAUCCCCUCCCCCACCCCCUCUCCCAUCCUUUCUCAAUAACGAGUGGUGUAAAUCUCCUUCCAAUUUAUCAUAAAGUUUAUAGCUUGCUUUAUCCAGCUCUGAAAGAAUAUGAUCUUAAAUAUCUGGAAAAUUUUCUUUUUUGUUUCAGAGCAGUCAAGUGAUAUGCGAUAAUUUAUCCUGUGUUAUCAUUUAUAAGGAAAUAUUUAAAUUAACUUUAACUGUGUUUCAAGCAAUGCAUUGUACUUUCCUCAUCUGACACUAAUAUAAUCCAUUUGCAGUAUAUUGUUGUAAUUUGAAUUUGGCUGUUCAUAAAUUUGUUUUCAAUUGCAUGGCAAUUUUCUCAACAAAUGCAUAUGGUAUACCGAUCCAUUCACACUUUACAAAAUAUUAUAAUUCAGUAGUUCCGGAUGCAGGCACUAUUAAUUGCUUUGCUAGGUAACGCAUGGGUUCGAUUCAGAAUUAAUAUGAUUAUAGAUUUGAUGGGAUUGAAAAUUGCUGCAGCUGGUAGGUAAAUCAAGACUUUUGCUUUCAUCGAGAUUAAAUAAUUAAAAAACACAUGGCAAUAACAAAUAAACCAACCUCAAGGAUUGAUGUGUUUUCUGCUGGUACCCAUUUCAAGAGAACCGUUUCUGAUAUGCUGCCAAACAUUCCUUUCUUUUUCAAUUUAAAAAAAAGCAAUAAUCGUACCGAUAGCCACAGACAUAAAUUCACCCUUUAAAAAAAAAAGAUUAUAUAGCAAAUGAUGUGAAAUUCUUGUUUAGGUAAUGUAUACCUGCAUAACAUUUCCUGAUGCACACCUUUAUGCUAGCCUACAUAUUCCAUUAUAUUCUGAGUCUCUCUCUAUCCCAAAUAAUUGUACUUUUUCACCAGGUUGAUAAUAUAAUCACCACAGAGGAUUAUGUAAGUCAGCACAUGUAUUAAAUCUUCUUUAUCACAAAGUAACAAUUGAUUCUACUGUGCUACACAUCCUGAUGAGACUAAAACUACCUUUUUGAACUCCUGAGAAAUAAAAAUUGUCACACGAGUAAGACACAGAUUUGAUAUAAUGUCAUGAAUUACAACAUUUUUCUAUCCAUCAUUGCCCCAACAUAUCACAUUUUUAUGAAUCUAAUAUAAAAAAGGAUUUUUUUUCUUUCUUUAUUUGCUUUAAAAUACAAAGUAGUGGGCUCACCAUUUGGGUGUUUACCCAAUAUUGAAGUUUGAAGUUUAUUUAUUCCACAUUUUACGUCGAAAAACAGGUGUUGUCAAUCACCAUCAUUAGCCUCGACUUCUAUGCCUUAUGAAAUGCUCUGCAUUUUCCACUCAUCGCCCCACAUGGAAAAGUUAUUAUCUUUAAUAAAUUUCCCUCAACCAAAGACUCUCUGAGAGACGAGAGGGAAUUUCUUGAUGGGACUACGGUUUUCUGUGUGGUUAGACUUGUACACCCAUUAAUUGUAUUUCCUCCAAGUCUGGUGUCAGCAAAUUAUGACCUACUGCAUAUAGAAAUGUCUACCUAUCCCUUUAAGACAUGUCAUUGAAUUUUGUCAUGGAUUAAUAAUCAACCUUAUGUUCAUUGAUAUUAGAGAUUGAUAUUCAUUUAACCCUGAUUUUAUUUAUGUAAACAUUUGAUGAAAAAUCAACCUGGGAUUCCAUGGAUUGAAAAGUGGGCUACUUGAUAAACAAAUUUUGGGUUUAAGUGUACGAGAUGGAUUCUAUUUUUGCUUAUUUGCUUUUGUUUGUUUGUUAGUUUGUUUGUGUGUGUAUGUGUGUUCAUGUACUCUUUGCUGCCAGUUGAUAUUUCGGUGACCAUUGGUCCCCCAUGAUCCUCUUUUUCUUAUGUUAACUGAGAGCUGAGUUGACAAGAUAACCCCCUGUCCAGUGACCUGGCAGGGUGGUCUAAAUCCCUCCUGUACACUAUUAAUGAUGGGCUUUAAGCCAUUUCAUUCAUUAAUUACUUUUACUACAUGGUAUUAAACAGAUGAAUAGUCAGUCCUGUGCAAUACUUGUGGAAAUGCUGAAAUGCAGCUAGGUUAGAGCUAAAACAAUUUCCCUGUUUUCAGUAUAAUAAUCAUGAAAGAUUAGUUUACUAACAUCUGUGAAAGUAUUAUGCAAUACAUGCACUUCUGGUCAGUCAGUCAGUUUGAAAAGAAGAUGUUCCUUGCGCCUUGUUUAGAUUAUGUGUUUGUUUAAGAUCCUCUAGUGCAAACUAUUCUUUUUCAUUUUGAUUUAUAUACAUGUUUUUCUUUUUCUGAUUAUAGCACCGUUUUUCUUUUUCUGAUUAUAGCCCUGUUUUUUCUUUUUCUGAUUAUAGCCCUGCUUUUCUCUUCCUGUAUGCGAUGCAUUGAGCAUGUGCUUUGCUAUGGGCUAUGGCUGCAUAUCAGAUUGUUAUGCCUAACCUGAAAUAUAUAUUUUAUUUAUUCUCAAAGAUUAUCUAUAUUUUAGUUUGCAUUGCAUACAUAAGGGAUCUAAGUGUAAAGGUACUGUUAGGAAAGCUAAUAAACAUGUUAUUGCAGGAUACAUUCUUAUUUUAUGACUAAAUCAAAAUGCUUUAACACUACAGAAGAUCAAGAAAAAAUAUUAUUUCUUCCGAAAAUAAAGAUGACUUAUUUAUUUCAUAAACAGUUGAUAUACAGUGGUUUAUAAAAUCAGGAGUCAAUUUUAUUUGUGAUCAAUGGCUAUCAUGAAAGGACGUUCACUUUAGAGGUACUAUUUAACAGUUCAACAUAGUUAUGUAUUGAAUUAUUUAUCCAACUUAGAAUGUGAUAACAUCCCUUGGAAGUUUUAGAAAGAGAAAGUUGGAUAUUGAUUUUGAAAACAAAUAUUUAAGAACUCUUUCUAGCUGUACCAAAUUAUGUAGUUCUGAAUAUCUCUACUAGAAGAAUACUUUUUAAAGAAAUUCAAUACCAGUUCAACUGCUCAUAUAAUCUCGCUUUCUGUAAUCUCCCUUUUUAAAGAGAUUUUUCAUCCUUUUUUUUCUUCAAAUUUAGAGCGCACUUUUAACCAAUAACGAAAAUUGUACAUCGUUUAAAGUUUUAAAAAAUUCAGUUACUAUGAGACUUUCCGCUUUGGGCAUCCACAACAGAAAAGGGAUAUUUCUCAAAAUGGAAUAAACAAUUUUAGCCUCAUAUAUAUAUAUACAUGCACGCACAUCUGAAUCACAAGAUUUUGGUUUCGACUAAAGCCAAAUAUGACAUAGAAUAGAUGUUUUUGACACGACAAUUCGUCCAGUUAUAAGGUAAAUAUUUAAACAGUCAGCAAUAUAUUAAUGGUUCUAAUUGACUUUUUGAGGAUAUUUACAACGGACACCUUGUCUACCAUUCCCAUAAUGUACAUUUCAUUUUUUUUCUUCUUAAAGUUUGAAUAAAGUAUCUUUCUAAUAUA
This is a messenger RNA of Strongylocentrotus purpuratus (purple sea urchin), 7770 nucleotides long. It is a transcript of the gene ankrd27, whose product is annotated as ankyrin repeat domain-containing protein 27. The transcript has 25 exons. The record is from RefSeq and is a predicted model, not a curated record. Gene Ontology annotation, cellular component: plasma membrane; late endosome; early endosome. The coding region runs from base 178 to 4092 and encodes 1304 amino acids. Gene Ontology annotation, molecular function: guanyl-nucleotide exchange factor activity; SNARE binding. Gene Ontology annotation, biological process: neuron projection morphogenesis; early endosome to late endosome transport. Lineage: Eukaryota; Metazoa; Echinodermata; Echinoidea; Camarodonta; Strongylocentrotidae.